Molecule: messenger RNA, 3489 nt
Organism: Carassius carassius (crucian carp)
Lineage: Eukaryota; Metazoa; Chordata; Actinopteri; Cypriniformes; Cyprinidae
Product: dipeptidyl aminopeptidase-like protein 6
Exons: 26
Coding region: 511-2907 (798 amino acids)
Biological process (GO): proteolysis
Molecular function (GO): dipeptidyl-peptidase activity; serine-type peptidase activity
Source: RefSeq, a predicted model, not a curated record
GUUAACACUUAGAUUUCAUCUAUUUAUGCUUGACGGGAAAAUGGUUUUGACCUCAAUAAACAUAUGAUAUAUGAGCUUCAUUCAUGAGCUUCAUUCUUCAUUACAUCGAUUCAUAAUUCAUAAUAUGCAAUGAAGUGCCAAACAAAGACGUUUCAACGACCUCAGCAGUAAAGUUAAGCAAUAGAGACCGUACGAGGCGAGGUGUGCUCCUCUCACAGCAGCGGGAUUGUCAUGUGCAGCUUCACUCACUCUCGCGUCGAGUUCACGGAGCGCGAUAGAAUCCGUCAACCGCGCAUCCCGCUCUGAAACGAGCAAAUAACCGUCCUGAGCCGCAGUGGAGUCUGACUGAGAACUAUCGUCUGCCGCUGGCGUCUAAAACAGCCGAGGGUGAAUGACUGCGGAGGCAGUUUAGUCUCGGAGCGCUCAACAGGGUGCUGAGAAAGAAGAACCGGACCGGGCGGAACCAGCCGAGACACUGACACGCACAUCCAUCAGACCGAAGAAACCAAAAUGAAGGAGAAGAAUUUAAUCGAGACGGCCAAAAUGCAGGGGAAUAUGAUGGAGCUGGUGGGAAGUAACCCUCCGCAGAGGAACUGGAAGGGAAUAGCGAUUGCACUGCUUGUUAUUCUGGUCAUCUGCUCUCUGAUCGUCACCUCUGUCAUUCUGCUGACUCCAGGUGAGGACGAUAGCCUGGCCUUUAAGGGGAAAGUGACAGUGGAAGAAAUCUUCAAGAAAGACUUUAAGGUUCACGACCCAAAUGCUAAGUGGAUCAGCAGUAAUGAGCUCCUCUAUCGUACCCGUGAAGGUGAUGUGGUCCGCUUUAACAUGGAGACCAACGAGAGUACAAUCCUGGUCACAAACAGGAAGUUUGAAAUGUACAAAGCCAGCAAAUAUGAGGUUUCCCCAGAUAUGAAACUCGUUCUGCUUGCCUACAACGUGCAACCGGUUUACGAGCACUCCUUCACUGCGGACUACAUCAUUUGCAGUCUGGAAACUCCGGAAACAUGGAUCCUGAACCCUCCAGAAGUGCGAAAUGCUCAUCUGCAGUAUGCAGGAUGGGGACCACGAGGCCAGCAACUGAUUUUUAUAUUUGAGAAUAACAUCUACUAUCGGGCCACUGUGGAGAACAGAUCCAUCCGUCUUGUUUCCACUGGGAAGGAGGGUGUAAUAUUCAACGGCCUGAGCGACUGGCUUUAUGAAGCGGAGAUCUUUAAGUCCCACAUCGCUCACUGGUGGUCUCUGGAUGGUGCCAGGCUUGCAUAUGCGACCAUCAACGACACGCUGGUGCCCAAAAUGGAGAUCCCCAUGUUCACAGGCUCCGUCUACCCUACAGCAAGACAAUACCAUUACCCCAAGGCAGGAGAGGAAAACCCUGUCAUCUCUCUUUAUGUGGUGAAUCUCAACGGCCCUCUGCACACUGUUGAGAUGAGAAGACCGGAGGACCAAAGAAUAGGUGAAUACUAUGUGACGAUGGUGAAGUGGGCAACAAGCACGAAACUGGCUGUAAACUGGUUGAACCGAGCCCAAAAUAUCUCCAUCCUGACCCUAUGCGUGGCCACAACGGGUGUUUGCACCAAGAAACAUGAGGAUGAAAGUGAAGGGUGGCUGCACAGACAGAAUGAAGAACCGCUGUUCUCUAAAGACGGUCUGAGGCUGUUCUUCACCAGAGCUAUCCCACAGGGAGGACGAGGGAAGUUCUUCCACAUCUCCAUGUCCAUCUCACAGCCCAACAGCAGCACAGAUACUCUGCAGUCCAUCACAUCAGGAGACUGGGACGUCACGCAGGUUCUUGCAUAUGAUGAGUACAGCCAGUUAAUAUAUUUCCUCAGCACUGAGGAUGACCCUAAAAGAAGACAUCUUUACAGCGCAGACACUGUGGGCACCUUCAACCGCCGCUGUUUGUCCUGUGAUUUCACUGACAGCUGUGGGUAUGUCAGUGGCUUCUUCAGUCCCAGAAUGGACUACUUCCUGCUCAACUGUAAAGGUCCUGAUGUUCCGUAUGUGUCGGUUUACAGCACCCAUGACAGACAGAAGGUGCGUGACAUCGAGUUGAAUCUGAACAUGAGGAUUAUGGUGAACUCGAUGCAGAUGCCGAAAGUGGAGUACAGAGAAAUAAACAUAGAGGAUUACAGCCUCAGCAUGCAGAUCCUGAAACCUGCAGGCUUCAUAGACACCUCACACUACCCACUUUUGCUACUUGUAGAUGGGACUCCAGGCAGACAGUCAGUCUCAGAGCAGUUCCACAUUGACUGGACGUCAGUGCUGGUCAGCAGUUUUGGGGUGAUUGCAUUGCGCUUUGACGGUCGUGGAAGUGGCUUCCAGGGGACUAACUUACUCCAUAAGGUGCAGCGAAGGCUGGGAAUGUUUGAGGAGAAAGACCAGCUGGAUGCCCUCAGUAUUAUGAUGCACGAGCCUUAUAUUGACAAGACCAGAAUUGGAGCUUUUGGGCAGGUGUAUGGAGGUUACGUCACCAGCCUUCUGCUCAGCUCUGAGGACUCCAUGCUCAAGUGUGCUGCAGUGCUCUCGCCCAUCACAGAUUUUGCGCUAUAUGCUUCAGCUUUCUCAGAGAGAUACCUAGGCCCUCCGAAGCCAGAUCGGAGGCCAUACGAGACGGCCAACCUUGCAUACAGAGCGUCCCAGUUCAUUGAUAAGAAGUUUUUAAUCAUUCAUCCUACAGCAGAUGAAAAAGUUCAUUUUCAGCACACAGCCAAAUUCAUCUCCAGGUUAAUCAGCGAGAGAGCAAAUUAUACUCUGCAGAUCUACCCUGACGAAGGACACUUCAUUCACAAUGAGGGAACGCGGCAGCACCUCAGUCAGUCGUUGGUCAACUUCUUUGAGGAGUGUUUCCGGCUCACGGACCAAGUGUUCGAGGAGGCGCUAGAAGAGGAGAGCGAAGAGGAGGGUUAGUUCACCCGUUCCAUGAUGUCAAAGCACAAAGCCAGCUCCUUUUGCCACCUUAUAUGCAACCCAUAGAUUUGAACCCUCCAGUUUUCAGUUCCCUCCCGGUGUCGCAUGCUGACUCUGAGACUGCCCUGCCUGGUACUCCUGCCUCAGCUCCCCUUCAGGUGCUCCUCACUAUACAUCAACCCUUGACAGACCACGGCCGUGCAGCGUGUCACGGCAACCGGCUGGCGCCACAUCAUCUCGCUCUCCCCAGCAGGCCAGUUAUGAGCUUUUGAAGGCGUUAGGAGUCUCUGGUCUGUCCAUCACGUUGACGAAUGAGACGCUGCGAUAUUAACUGACCGCCAAGCGCGAAGGCCUUUGAAUCCCUAAGAGCUGUGAGACUCGCAGCUAGACUGAGGGGUCAUUUGGUGUUUGAUUCAAAUAGGUAUUUGGUGUUUUGGGCAAAGGGGGUUGUUGUUGGGAGAACGUAUCAUUUGUGGUUCAAAAGGUCUUCUUAUGUCCAAUUGUGCUCGUGUGUGGUGUUGCAAUGUAAAAGUCGCACAUGAAAACCAUUCACUUGGAUAUCGAUAAAACUUGUUUUCAGUG